AUGGAGUCUAAUCAACAAAAAGGUCAACCUUCUCCUUCAACAAAAGUUGAAAGAAAGAUUGUUGAGAAAAAUAGGAGAAAUAAGAUGAAGAGUCUCUAUUCCAAACUCAACUCUCUUCUUCCUAACUAUAAUCCCAAGGAACAUUUACCAUUACCUGAUCAAAUAGACAAUGCUAUAAACUAUAUAAAGAGCUUGAAGACAAAUUUGAAAUUGGCUAAGGAGAAGAAACAAAGUUUAAUAAGAAACAAAAGAUCGCUUAGUGGCUGUUCGAAUUCUUCUGGAGCAAAAGUAAGCAUAAAAUCACCAAAAAUAGAGAUUCAUGAAAAUGGUUCUUCUCUACAAGUUAUGGUAACAUGUGGGGUUGAUGAACAGUUCAUUUUCUAUGAAAUUAUAAGAAUACUGCAUGAAGAUCACGUGGAGGUCAUCUCUGCAAAUUCUUCACUGGCUGGAGAUUCGGUUAUUCAUGUCGUGCAUGCAGAGAAUCCGCAAUCAUUGUUUCAAUUUGGAGCGAGCAAAGUGGGCGAGAGAUUGAAAAGGUUUGUGAAUGGAUCUAUGGGCGAGGCACAAUUAAUAGUGCCUCAAUUGUGGGAUUUUGAGAUUGGAACUGAGACUUGGGAUCUAAAUUCUAUAGUAAACAAGUGUUUGUCAAAUUCUUAAAGAAGAAGAAGAAGAGAUACAACAAACAAAUGCAGUGCACAUUAUAACUAAUUCAAGUGUAGUAUAUGAAAGCAUUUAAAUAUAUUGUAAGAAGAAAAUUGAAUUGAAAUCGCUUUAUGAAUCUAGAAGAACAUGUAUC
Messenger RNA from Vicia villosa (hairy vetch), 796 nucleotides. Its product is annotated as transcription factor bHLH162-like. Lineage: Eukaryota; Viridiplantae; Streptophyta; Magnoliopsida; Fabales; Fabaceae. Gene Ontology annotation, cellular component: RNA polymerase II transcription regulator complex. The transcript has 3 exons. Gene Ontology annotation, biological process: regulation of transcription by RNA polymerase II. Gene Ontology annotation, molecular function: DNA-binding transcription factor activity, RNA polymerase II-specific; protein dimerization activity; RNA polymerase II transcription regulatory region sequence-specific DNA binding. Bases 1 to 657 code for a protein of 218 amino acids. The record is from RefSeq and is a predicted model, not a curated record.